Molecule: messenger RNA, 795 nt
Organism: Aspergillus sclerotioniger CBS 115572
Lineage: Eukaryota; Fungi; Ascomycota; Eurotiomycetes; Eurotiales; Aspergillaceae
Exons: 3
Coding region: 1-795 (264 amino acids)
Source: RefSeq, a predicted model, not a curated record
AUGAUCCGCCCACAAUCAGCUGUUCGUGAUGAUAUCGUCAUCGAGGAAGAUGCCAAAGUCAAUGUGGAUUAUCUCGCACAUGCUUGGACAUACGAGGACAUGUGGGCUACCAGGAAACACGUCCGUAAGAUCGACCAGCGAAGUCUUGUCAGAUGUCGAUUCGAAAAUGCUCUCUGGAGGGCGUGGUUGUCAUCAAGCCGGUCCGUACGGACACCAGCGGCAUCAUCGCUUGGUAAGGACAAGGAUAGUGACAUUACCUGGUUUUACGGUCCGUUGAAGUCCAGCAGCAACAACACCACACCCUGCGGUUCGCCAUCGACGCAGAGCCCCAGAAAGCCAUCCUUGAAGAGAAAGCCGAGCACAUGGGAGAUGCAAGAUUUCCCCACAAUACCGGACGCAUUUACGAAGCAUCAGUCGCUGCUCGGCCGAGUGUGGAAUAUAACCAUCCAAUCAGUCCCCAGCAUUCUCCUCAAUUCUCCUCAGCCGUGGAACAAGAAAAGAAAAUGCCGAGUACACUUCGAAGAGCAGGUCCAACAGUGCCAGUUUGCUCGUGACGAGCGAUGGAUUCGAAGCUACAGCCCUUAUCUCUUGGAGCACACCGCGGUCCGCAUGGAUGCAAUGCACACACAGCAGACAAUCGAACCAUUACCCUCGACUUACCUUACCGGCUUUGAGGCGUUCGAGUCAACAGACUCUGCUCACUGUCACGCAAUUUUCAACUUUCUCGAAGAGCUGGAGUAUGUCCUCUCAGUCUUGGUGCUUUGUCCUACCGUUGGACCGAGAUUUCCUUCCUAG